AUGUUCGAUCUUUUUCAACUACGUCGAGGCUUGUACUUUUUGGAGAUUGCGCUUUACGACAUGGCUUUAACAGUCGCUCUACCUCUUGCUGGAUUGGAGACAGAAAAUUUUAACUCGUACAGGCAUAUCAUAGACAUAGCGGGCUUAUCUCAGACGAGCCCUAGCCCAUCUGUCUCCAGUGAAUCUAGCGGUAUUGGCUCAUUGGGUUCGUUGAAAUCAGAGUCGGUAAAUAACGACUCUCUACCAUCUAGUCCUCACACAACAGAGAAGAAAUUGUUCGAACCCGUCGUGCAGCCACAAUCGCGCCCGGCAGAGGAGAAAGACGAUAUUAAAAUUAUUUACGGAGGUCAUGAUAUACUCAAUUUGAAUGCCAAUCUCACUGAUCCUCGAUGGAACUAUCGCGCCACGGUCCUGCCGCCGAACAACCCGGCGUUAUUCUUCGCGAACAGAUCUCAGUACCAUCGCCUGGGGCCAUUCGGAACUCGCACGCAGUAUGUAAAAGAUUCUUGCCGUAUGUGCGGCUUCUCGUAUGUAGUAGCCGCUACAGAUUGA
This is a messenger RNA of Danaus chrysippus (African queen), 552 nucleotides long. The record is from the annotation of a GenBank genome assembly. Lineage: Eukaryota; Metazoa; Arthropoda; Insecta; Lepidoptera; Nymphalidae.